AUGAGAAUUAGGGUUAAGAAUCAAUAUCAGGAAGAGAAGAUAAUUGAGUUUGUGCUAAGCAACAGGCUGGGAGAGAAGGUCCGCGUGAAGUGCAAUCAGGACAACACAAUCUGGGACUUGAAGAAGCUGGUGGUGGCACAGACCAGGACAUGCUCCAACAAGAUAAGAAUCCAAAAAUGGCACACCAUUUACAAAGACCUUAUUACUCUAAAGGACUAUAAGACAGGUUUUACGAAACGGCNCGACCAUCGCCUUACCCGUUCGCAGCCGCUCUCAUUCUUUCUCGACGAUGUUGCACAAGCCGUCUACAGGUAG
Fraxinus pennsylvanica is the source of this 315-nucleotide messenger RNA. NCBI's taxonomy places the organism in Eukaryota, Viridiplantae, Streptophyta, Magnoliopsida, Lamiales, Oleaceae. The record is from the annotation of a GenBank genome assembly.